Messenger RNA from Penicillium robsamsonii, 1137 nucleotides. Its product is annotated as sialidase family protein. The transcript is spliced from 3 exons. Bases 1 to 1137 code for a protein of 378 amino acids. Lineage: Eukaryota; Fungi; Ascomycota; Eurotiomycetes; Eurotiales; Aspergillaceae. The record is from RefSeq and is a predicted model, not a curated record.
AUGAGAAUUCCACAGGUUUUUGCUUUUGCUGCAGCUGUAGCUGCAGUGACAAUUCCGCGCUCCAAGCACUCUUCUCCUACCCCAUUCACAAAUGUGACCAUCUUCUCACCACCUUCCGACUACAUCAUUCCACGGACGCUUUACCCACGAAACGAGCAACUUCCCAACGGUGACCUUCUUGCAACAUGGGAAAACUACUCCCCAGAGCCACCGGCUGUCUAUUUCCCCAUCUAUCGCUCCAAGGACUACGGAAAGACCUGGAAGGAGAUCUCCAAGGUCCAUGACACUGUCAACGGAUAUGGCCUGCGCUAUCAGCCGUUCCUCUACUCCCUUCCCGAGCGCGUCGGCUCAUUUAAAAAAGGAACUCUACUUCUAGCCGGUAGUAGCAUUCCGACUGACCUGUCAUCCACAAACAUCGAUCUUUACGCGUCGCAGGACGACGGCUUAACUUGGAAGUUUGUCAGUCAUAUCGCUGCAGGAGGAGAAGCGGUGCCGAACAAUGGACUGACUCCUGUAUGGGAGCCAUUCCUACUGGCCCACAAGGGCAAGCUGAUUUGUUAUUACGCCGAUCAGCGGGAUAAUGCAACUUACGGACAGGCAAUAAGUCACCAGGUCUCAACUGAUCUAAGGAACUGGGGACCUGUUGUACAGGAUGUUGCCUAUCCGACAUAUACCGACCGACCCGGCAUGCCAGUUGUAACCAAGCUCCCGAACGGCCAAUACUUCUAUAUCUAUGAAUAUGGCUCUUUCUUCGGCACCUCAAGCUACUCGUUCCCUCUGUACUACCGUUUGUCGUCCGACCCUGAAAAGAUCGCCUCCGCCCCGGACCAGCGUCUGAUCGUCUCGAGUGGUACUAAGCCGACAUCUUCGCCGUACGUUGUGUGGACACCUUACGGUGGCAAAAACGGCACCAUAAUUGUCAGCUCCGGUACACAGAGUACUUUGUUCAUUAACAAGGCUCUUGGUGAAGGGGAGUGGACAGAGAUCGCUUCGCCCCAAGAACACGGCUACACACGGUCUCUGCGGGUACUGUCGGGGAAUGGAGGUCGUUACCUGGCUGUGCAUUCUGCAGGAGUGCUACUCGGCACAAACAAUCGGGUAUCGGCAAGUGUGAUGGAUUUGAAAGAGGUAUUGUAA